Messenger RNA from Striga asiatica, 1839 nucleotides. Lineage: Eukaryota; Viridiplantae; Streptophyta; Magnoliopsida; Lamiales; Orobanchaceae. The record is from the annotation of a GenBank genome assembly.
AUGGGAGAUGACAAACAAGCCCUCUACACGUUCAAGAAAACGAUAACUGACGAUCCGUCCGGCCUCCUCCGCACGUGGGCCUACAACACCGACUGCUGCACCAAAUGGGAGGGAGUCUCGUGCGAUCCCAUAACGGGCCAGGUCGUUAGCCUCACCCGUGCGGGCUUCUCCUCGGACGAUGAUGACGACACUUCCAUGUCAGGAAAACUCUCCCCUUUCCUCGGCAACCUCACUUCCCUCCAACGCCUCGACCUCAGCAACCUCAAAUACCUAAGUGGGCCCAUACCGACCGAGCUCGGUGGCCUGGCCAACUUGACCAAAAUCUUUCUCAACCAAAACAACCUAACGGGCCCGAUUCCCGCCACCUUCCAAAACCUGACACGUUUGCAAAAAUUGCUUCUUAACGAUAACUGCCUCGUGGGCCCAAUCCCAUUCGACCUUUUUAUUAGCAUGACUUUGCUGACGGAAUUGGACCUCGCCUUGAACGCAAUUUCCGGUCCGAUACCUCCAUCGGUCGGGAAAUUGGCCUCGCUAGCCAUCCUCGACCUCCACAAGAACAACUUCUCGGGAGAUGUGCCCAAAUCCAUAGGCGGGCUCGGGAAUCUGAAGUACGUCGAUUUUUCCGGCAACCGGUUGACCGGAAAAAUCCCGGUGUCCAUCGGCAAACUUAGCGCGCUUGAGAUGUUAUACCUCGACGGCAACGAAUUAACCGGAAAAAUCCCUUCCUCCGUCGGCCGGCUCAGAUCACUGCUGUUUCUCCGUUUGUCGGAAAAUAAAUUGACAGGGGAGAUACCCCGGUCGAUUGGGAACCUGACGGGGCUCAAAAGUCUGUCUUUCCAAAGCAAUCAACUCAGUGGAAAACUACCUCAAACACUAGGCCAACUCAUUACGCUACAAGGCAUUUAUUUCUCUAACAAUCAAUUCACAGGAAAAAUUCCUUCCAGUUUGGGAAAUCUGACGAAUAUAAAGAGCUUGGAUUUAUCAAACAACCAACUUUCAGGCCCAAUCCCAAUUGAAUUCCUUAAAUUAAAGCACCUAAAAUUUCUUGACCUGUCUUUCAAUCCUCUAGGGCUGAUUAAUUUUCCCGAUUGGCUUAAAAGUCUAAGCCUUUCUCAACUGAUGCUCGCGAGCACAGGGCUCGAGGGGGAACUGCCCAACAGCCUGACUUCGUUCUCUUCCCUAUGGGCUCUUGAUUUGUCGAGUAAUUCCCUAAAAGGGAAACUACCUUCAUGGAUUGGAAACAUGACAAACCUUUACGUUCUAAAAUUGUCCAACAAUCAAUUCACCUCCUCUGUUCCAGACGAAUUCAGGAACCUUGUCCGCUUAGACGAACUCGAUCUCCACUCGAACAACCUCUCGGGAAAUAUAAACGCGUUUUUCGAAAAACGAUUCGUGUUCCCAUUCGGGCAAUACAACUCGAUCGACCUUUCUAACAACAUGUUUAGUGGGCCCAUCAACGACGACAUCGGGAACAAGCCGGUCAUGAAUUUCGUAGAUACUUUGAUUUUGUCCAAUAACCCUUUGGGCGGGAAAAUACCCGAAUCGCUCGGCAAGUUGCUUUAUUUGAGGAGGCUCGAGAUGGAGAAAAAUGAGCUCGUCGGAGAAAUACCGAAAUCGCUUGGGAAUCCAAUUGAGCUCAACACCAUUCUUUUGUCGGGGAACGGAUUGAGUGGCGGGAUUCCUAUGGAGGUUUUGAACCUCAAGUACCUCAAGAGAUUCAAUGUCUCGGACAAUCGUUUGAGCGGGGAAAUACCGGCUCAUAAUGUGUCUAUUCCGGCCUCGGAUUUCGAGGGGAAUGCCGGUUUGUGUGGGGAACCGCUUCCUCCGUGUAACAAGUAG